UUAAAAGUUUAUAAACAAUUAUUUCUUUAUUAGUUGAUUAUGUUACGUUGUAAAAUAUCAAAGUUGCUUAAUAUUGGAUGGAUUUUACGAGAAUUACAUUCUUCAAAAAUACUAUGUGAAGCAGUUAUAAUUGAUGGAAAAGCUAUAGCUGAUCAAAUAAUACAGGAAGCAAAAAUUGAAGUUGAUGAUUGGAUCAACGAUGGUGGAAACAGACCACGAUUAAUUGCUAUAUUGGUUGGAAAUAAUCCUGGUAGUAAAGUGUAUGUUAAAAAAAAAAUUGAAGCUGCUAAAUAUGUUGGAAUUGAUAGCGAUGUUAUACAAUUUACAUCAGAUAUAUCACAAAAAGAGUUAUUAGAGUCCAUACAAAAACUCAAUGUAAAUCCUUCUGUAAAUGGUAUUUUAGUACAAUUGCCUAUUCCUAAACAUUUAAAUGAAACAGAAAUUUGUCAAGCAGUGAUACCUUAUAAGGAUGUAGAUGGAUUUCAUUCAGAAAAUAUUGGAAGAUUGGCUCUAAAUAUUAAAGGAAUUAUUCCUGCAACUGCAUUAGGUGUCAAAGAAUUAAUUAUUAGAUCAAAAAUACCUACUAAUGGAAGAAAUGCCGUAGUUAUUGGUAGAUCAAAACAUGUUGGUUUUCCGAUUGCGUUAUUGCUACAUUCGGAUGAAAAUGGUGAGAUUUCUGGACUCAAUAUCACCACUACUAUUUGUCAUCGAUAUACACCACAUAAUGAACUUAAAAAAUAUACAAAACUUGCAGAUAUUGUUAUUGCAGCAGCAGGUGUACCUGGUUUGAUAACAAAAGAAAUGAUAAAACCAGGAGCUUGCGUUAUUGACGUUGGCAUUUCAAAAGUACAAGUUGAAAAUAAAUUUAGAUUGCUUGGUGAUGUACAUUAUGAAUCUGUAAAAAAAGUUGCAGGUCAUAUAACUCCAGUUCCAGGUGGUGUUGGACCAAUGACUGUAGCUAUGUUAAUGAAAAAUACAAUAUUGGCUACUCGAAUGAAAGAAAAUAAUAAAUUAUAAUUUAAUG
Messenger RNA from Ceratosolen solmsi marchali, 1024 nucleotides. RefSeq names its product NAD-dependent methylenetetrahydrofolate dehydrogenase. The record is from RefSeq and is a predicted model, not a curated record. Gene Ontology annotation, biological process: tetrahydrofolate interconversion. Lineage: Eukaryota; Metazoa; Arthropoda; Insecta; Hymenoptera; Agaonidae. Gene Ontology annotation, cellular component: mitochondrion. Gene Ontology annotation, molecular function: methenyltetrahydrofolate cyclohydrolase activity; methylenetetrahydrofolate dehydrogenase (NADP+) activity; methylenetetrahydrofolate dehydrogenase (NAD+) activity. Bases 40 to 1017 code for a protein of 325 amino acids. The transcript is spliced from 3 exons.